UUUGGUUUGACACCUCUAUGCGGAGUAGAAAAUAAAAAAUAAAAACAUUUUUUGAAUAAAACGCAUGUAAAAGUCAAACAAUUUCCAGUAGCACCACACGUGAAACGAGCAAAGUGUAAACUAAGGAAAAAUGACUGGCCGCGGAAAGGGAGCCAAGGGAAAAGUGGUGCGCGAAAAUGUCCAGGAUGAUAUGGACGAUUUUCUCGUCUACGCUGCCGAGAAAAUUAUCCAAAAACGCACUAAAAAGGGCAAUGUUGAGUACCGUGUGAAAUGGAAGGGCUGGAACCAACGUUACAAUACCUGGGAGCCGGAGGUGAACAUUCUAGACCGUCGCCUCAUCGACAUAUACGAGCAGAGCAACAAAUCGUCUGGAACGCCAUCGAAGCGCGGCCUCAAGAAGAAGGAAAAGGAGCCCGAUCCGGAGCCAGAGUCCGAGGAGGAUGAGUACACAUUCACCGGUGAUGAUGGGGACACACCCCAGGCCACCACCUCGAGUGCUAUCCACGAUUCUGACAAGAAGGACAAGGAGAAGAAGCACCAUCACCACCAUCAUCACCAUCACAUCAAGUCCGAACGUAGCAGUAGUCGACGGUCCGAGUCGCCGUUGACACACCACCACCACCAUCAUCAUGAGUCCAAGCGCCAGCGCAUGGAUCAUAGUUCCUCCUCGAACAGCAGUUCCACACACAACUCGUUCGUGCCCGAGGCAGACACUAAUUCAUCCAGCUCGGAGGAUCAGCCCCUGAUCGGAACCAAGCGCAAGGCAGAGGUGCUCAAGGAAUCUGGAAAAAUAGGCGUAACCAUCAAGACCUCUCCGGAUGGACCUACACCAAAACCUCAGCCUCAAACCCAUUCACACGACCAGCAGGCACAGAAAACGACGUCCGAUUCAUCUGCUCCUCUGAAGUCCGAACUCCAGAGCACACCCCUGGGCACUGAGGUGUCAUCGACGCCAGCCGAAUCGGGCGCAGAGGAGGAGGAAGUGGAGGAAUCUGGCGCGCAGCCGGAUAACAACAAUAUACCAAAACUGGGCAACACUCUGGCCCUAUCACAAAAGCAGCCCUUGACUCCAUUGUCGCCAAGGGCUUUACCUCCGCGCUUCUGGCUACCGGCCAAGUGCAACAUAUCCAACCGGGUGGUUAUCACCGAUGUCACAGUCAACCUGGAGACGGUCACCAUACGCGAGUGCAAAACGGAACGUGGAUUCUUUCGGGAGCGCGAUAUGAAGGGUGACUCUUCGCCUGUGGCUUGAGGUACACCCAAACAUAGGAAGAAGAGGAACAAACAAUUGUAAAUAGGGGAAACCACAAACAAAAAUCCAUACUAGAUGUUGCUAAGCAUUUUAUUUAAAAUAUUAAUUUAUUUAUUGUAUUUAUUUAUAGCGUAGACGUUAGUUUGUUAUUUUAUUACAAUGUUUACAGUGCAGAGUGCAAUUUGAGCAGUGGCCAUACCCCACUCUUGCAACUGCUUGAGUUGCUAUUGCAACAGAUUUUACAUCCUCAUCAUAGAUUGUCAUAUAUAUAUACAUACAUAUAUAUAUAUUUAUUUACCACAUAUUGUAUAUUUUUCUAUAACAAUUUGAAUCUGAUCGAAAUGACACUCAUAUGCAACAGAAACCGAACUCCAUGCGACACCGAAGCAAUUGUUAAUUACGCUUGAUAUAAAUGUAUACAUACAUACAAAAGAGCAUAUAUUCAUAUAUACAUAUAUAUAUAUUCGAGUAUGCCACAGUGUUUGCUCCGUUGGCUAUCCCAAUGUUUUAUUUGUCUUAUGUUGUAUUCUAUAUAUUUCCUGGCGCUGACUGAUUUAUACAAAAGGAACCCCAAAAAGAUAUAUUUACACUUAGUUUAAUGAAUAUUUUUAGAAAUUAGCUAACACCAAUCUCUGUUUAAAUAUUUAUUUUAAUGUUUUUCACUCGUCCAAUGUCCAAGUGCUGCCUUCAUGGGUUCUGUACGGUGCAGGUGCAGUGCACAAGAUAAUUCCAUAAGGGAACCCAUAGAUGCAAUACUUAUCCAUAGGAUUUUAAUUAUUUAACCGGCUUAUCAAUCCCGCACAAAUGUAUCCUUUGCGAGAGCUAUUGGAAAUUGCAAUAUCGUUGCUAGUUUCUCAUAGUUCUUAUCAGCGAAUCCCUCUGCAUGCCCCUUUUGUUUGAUCUAUUUGUUGCGUAGUUUCCCUCGCGACGCUGAUUCCAGAAAAACCAUUCAAACCAUUACACUUGAAGAUUGUAAUUUAGUCUUUAACUUUAAUGUUAUUGUCGGUAUCGAUUGUACAUAAUAAAUUAAAUAGAAGC
Messenger RNA from Drosophila obscura, 2290 nucleotides. RefSeq names its product polycomb group protein Pc (gene Pc). The record is from RefSeq and is a predicted model, not a curated record. The transcript is spliced from 2 exons. NCBI's taxonomy places the organism in Eukaryota, Metazoa, Arthropoda, Insecta, Diptera, Drosophilidae. The coding region runs from base 131 to 1252 and encodes 373 amino acids.